Messenger RNA from Rangifer tarandus platyrhynchus (Svalbard reindeer), 303 nucleotides. NCBI's taxonomy places the organism in Eukaryota, Metazoa, Chordata, Mammalia, Artiodactyla, Cervidae. The record is from the annotation of a GenBank genome assembly.
AUGAGGGAGCCAGGACCCCCAGCACCCCGAGCCCUGCUCACCCUGUCGGGGUCAGCUUCUGAGCCCACGUCCCCCCUGCUCCUUCCACCCCAUGACCCAAGGGAGUGGGGCUGCGGGCCUCUAAGCGGGGGACGGGCUAAUUAUAGAAGCGACACCGUCGAGAAUAGGACGCACUUGGAACUGAAUGGGAGCCUCACGCUGUCGGGAGGGUUUCCAACUUCCAACAGCACCAGGCGAGGUAUUCAGACCAAGUUUCCCACUGACAGCAAUUUAAAAGCUGGACAAUAUAGAAAAGGACUCUGA